AUGGGGGUCAUAUCCCCCCCCGGGAGGUUUUUUAAAAUAAUUUUUUUGAUUAUUGAAUGAACGAAAUUAUGAAAAUGAAUGUUAAAAUCAAUAUUGAAAAAAAAAAGUGAAUUUUUUUUUUUUUAUAAAAAUGAUAUCAGUUAUGAGUUAGGCCUCUAUUGUUUUAUUAAAUAUUAAAUAAUUUUGGUAACACUGAUGAUCACGAGUUGUGAAGCGUGCUGAGAAGCAACGUAAACGAUAAACGCGUUUUAAUAACAGUUAUGUUGUUCAAAUUUACUGUUGGGUUAAGUGAGUUUUAAUGUAAAUGUGAUUUGUUUGAUUGUAAAACAUGGAUACUAGUUCAACGGGGAAAAGUAAUAAAGAAUCCAUUUUAAAUUUUUUCAAAAGGAAAGUUUCAAAUUCACCACCAGAAAUUAAUUCUAUUUCUACUGGUAACGCAAAUAAAGUUUUUGUCACUCCGCAUGCAUUACCGCACAUUGAAACAUUUGAAACUAAUGUGAAUGAAAACAAUAAGGAUGAUAAUAUUGAAACCAAUUGUAUAAGUGAUACUAAUAUUCUGCUUCCACGAAAUAAUGAUAUUGCUUUAUUUAUCAAUCGUAGUUUAAAUGACGAGGAAAAAUUAUCAACUAGACUUAAUGGGCUGGCUUUAUUGGCAAUUUACCGGACAAUAGAAGUUUCACCAGAUGAAGUCAUAAAUGAACUUAGUAUUCAAAAAAAUAGAAAAUUGGAUUUUGUGUUGUAG
Messenger RNA from Daktulosphaira vitifoliae (grape phylloxera), 742 nucleotides. RefSeq lists its product as uncharacterized. Lineage: Eukaryota; Metazoa; Arthropoda; Insecta; Hemiptera; Phylloxeridae. The record is from RefSeq and is a predicted model, not a curated record. The transcript has 3 exons. The coding region runs from base 329 to 742 and encodes 137 amino acids.